AUGACUUCAGUGAAGUCGAAGAUAGCACGUGCAGCAGGCCGUGGCGGCACCGAUUCAGUUGACUCCCAAGAGGCCGAGCAAUAUCGACUCUUAGUUACAGCUGGACCAUCAUAUGACUUGAAGCAACACAAGAUCAUCCAUGUCAAUACUGACACCCCGACAACAAUCGAAAAUGAGUUCCUCACUGUGAAGAUCAACGUUCGCGUUCGGGGAUUUCGAGGCCUUCCAGAUACUAGUCCAUCGACGGCGAGCUACUUAGAGCAUCCUAUGCAUCAGAAGGAUCAAUACUCUUUGGGCUUCAGCUUCGUCCCGAAGCAAGACCUUCCUUCGGUCGAUACUGUCUGGGGCAAUGAUCUAGAUCAUCCGAUUCGAGAUCGCAUACCGCCAGGCUUCAACACUGCUUUUCGAAUCGUGAAGGAAUUCAUUGAUCCCGGUCUGAGUUGUGAUGUGUACGCGGAUGAGCCUUGGCUAUAUGGGCCAAGUCUGAGCUGCUGGUUUGCUUUUCGCAUUGGUGAUACGUACCAAGAAGGUCAAGAUUUUCCGGCCCCCGGCGUGCUGAGUGAUGGCUCCGAUGGAUCUGGAACAGCAGUGAGGGAGAGGCUUGGUAUUCCAGACAACAACGAGAAGCGGAGGAAGUUCUUCCUAGACGCCAAAAACCGCGAGUCGCUGGUCUUCGAGAAGGGAAGGCUGUAUCAGGGAGAUUUCUAUAAUCCUUACCUGGACUUUGCCAACUUCGCCUUGAAGCUCCCGGGCUUCAGCCUCAAGGUCAUCAAGUACAUCGGAGAGAAGACCCAUUGUCUACGUUACGUCUUCAAAAAUAGAGAGACUGGAGACAUCUACUUCAACGUCAACUUCACUCUGCUGUGGGGCGAGCAGCUACGCAAAGCACAAGAGGAGGGUCAGCUUGAGCCAGAGCAAGCGACAGCAGGAGCUGAGAACGCCAUCUCAUCAGAGAAUGGCACUCAAAACCAUGAUCAAGCUUCUGACUCUGACAAGUACCCUUCUGCAGGCUCUGAUGAAGAAGGGCGUGUGCCAGCGACAUCGCAUCCAGCACCACCUACGAUGCAACUUCACCCAGGAGACCACACUGCUGCAGCUUCUGAUGUUGCGUCUCAAGCCGCAGUUGAUGACAUAGACAAGCUGUUGAGGAAUACUUCAACGGAUCAACAGCGGAGCGGUCUUUUCCUCGACGAGAUCGACUAG
Messenger RNA from Fulvia fulva, 1203 nucleotides. RefSeq lists its product as uncharacterized. Bases 1 to 1203 code for a protein of 400 amino acids. The record is from RefSeq and is a predicted model, not a curated record. NCBI's taxonomy places the organism in Eukaryota, Fungi, Ascomycota, Dothideomycetes, Mycosphaerellales, Mycosphaerellaceae. The transcript has a single exon.